Molecule: messenger RNA, 882 nt
Organism: Sesamum indicum (sesame)
Lineage: Eukaryota; Viridiplantae; Streptophyta; Magnoliopsida; Lamiales; Pedaliaceae
Product: heavy metal-associated isoprenylated plant protein 23
Molecular function (GO): metal ion binding
Source: RefSeq, a predicted model, not a curated record
AAACCUGUGUCUCUACCUAUACAAGAAGCAGACUAGAUUUCAAAACUAGUUGAAGAAAAGUUGAAUUAGGACAGCAUACAUAGCUUAAAAUAAGGUUUGUUUUGUCCCCUUUUCUCCUCUUCCCUUUUAUAGUAGUUGCAGGCAAGAAAGGAAUCCAUUUCCUUUGAGGAAAGCCAACAGCAGCUUCUCCAAACUCUUCAUAUUGAAGCAUUUCCAGCUUCUGCUUCUCAGCUAUAUAUAAUCUGAAUUUCCUCUCUCAUUACCUCCCAAACAGCUCCACACUUGUCUUUUUGCCAACUUUUAGUACCUUGAGCUCUUACUACCUUAAAAUAAGCUGCUUUUGAGAGAAACAACAGUAUGGGUGUUAUGGGAAGUUUUGACUACUUAUCUGAGUUGAUGAUGAGCAGUAGCUAUAAGCAGAAGCAGAAGAAGAAGAAGAAGCUGAAACAGUUGCAAACAGUUAAUCUCAAAGUCAGAAUGGAUUGUGAUGGCUGUGAGCUUAAAGUCAAGAAAGCCUUGUCUUCUUUGAGUGGGGUGAAAUCUGUGGAAAUAAACAGGAAACUGCAGAAGGUGACUGUAACAGGAUAUGUAGAGCAAAACAAAGUUCUGAAGAAGGCCAAGUCAACGGGGAAGAAGGCGGAGCUAUGGCCGUAUGUGCCGUACAACCUGGUGGCUCAGCCCUAUGCUCCGGCAGCUUAUGACAAGAAGGCGCCACCUGGAUUUGUAAGAAAAGUUGAUAACCCACAAAAAGAUAUGGGUACCAUUACAAGAUUUGAGGACCCUUACUUCACUAUGUUCAGUGAUGACAAUCCAAAUGCCUGCUCUAUCAUGUAAUAAAUCUGGUCAUUUUGGCAGUAUUAGUACUGUGCUUUUGUCUAAUUU